CUUUUCUAAUCCUGUUUUCUAAUCAAUCCAUUAAACGUCACUUCUACUGUUACGCUUUCCAUUCUGGAUAAUUUUAACUGCUAAUACAGACAGGCAAUUAAUUUUAUUGAUUUCUAAAACAAACAAAAAAUACACCAAGAUGAAAUUUCACCCGUAAUAUUUACUUAUUAAUACUUUCUAACAUGAUUUUCUUCGAUAAUAGCUGUUACAUUUUAAGAAUUACUAACGUUCUUCUUUAGCGUAAAAUUUAAGCUGCUAAUAAUACGCUGUCAUUGAUAAUAAUUCUUUCUUAUUUUGAACAAACCCGAAAUAUCUUUAACAACUAGAAAGAUGCGUUAGCGUAAACAAUACAGUAAAAAUACGUAGUUAAAAUACAGUAAAAGUAAGUAGUUGUUAUUAAUGGAAAUUAAAAACAAAUCGUUGUGUAUUGAAUUUAUCACAAAAGAUUAGCAUUAUCCUAAACAAACAAAGAUUUUAAACAUAAAGAUUUAAAGACCGGAUGAGGGUGUUUGCCAGUUUAAAGUUGGGCUUUAUUUCCGUUAGAGAGUAUCAUUAAAUUUUGAAAAUUGUAACGGUUAAAUUGAAGUAAGCAAGAUCAAGGCUAGCCAAGGGGGUCCUUCGGCAGGUCGGAUGACCUUCCAGGAAUCCCUGUAACGGACAAUGACUACCUACCGACUCGGAAAUUAGAUGACCAUGGGUUUUCACUUGCUGUGCAAAGGACUGAACGAAUCCAGGCGAGCUAUGAUUUCUUGGACGUCUUUACUUUACAACUGUUCCCUUUAAAAUAUUUCUAUUUGCAAUUAAAUCCGUAAUUAGUGGAAAGGGUGACCGACAUGCUUGAUCUACUACUAUUGCGGUCUACUCGAUACGUUUGGUGGAAAACUCGCAGGAAUUUUAUUUUAUUUACCGCUUUGCGUUAUACAAGCGAAUGCCGUAAGUGGAAUUAACGCUGUGAAUAAAAUAAUGUAUCGCUCCAAACUUAUUGGAUUCCUUCGGUUUUGUUUGCUUGGUUGUAGCGGUUAGUGCGAUGAGUCACGAUACGUACAUACUGACUUGUGCGCAGAGAUUUGUUUUCCCUAUUAAAUAGCCAUGAUAUUUUAUGUAUUUUUACGCAUUAUAUGCAUACUUCUACGAUAAAUUGUUGCACCUUUGAGUUACGUAGAAACGUAUAGACGCUUGCGAUGACUUUUGAUACCGCUCUAAUGGUUUCUAAUCCAAAUUACAUUUUUUCCGUUUUUACAUUCAACGUCGCGUAGAUACGCCUAACUUCCCAAGGAACCACGAGAUAUUUACGUUCCGAAUAAACUGAUAUAUCGCAAUGGUUAAAGUGCCGAUAAGGAAGAACCAAAUUUCUCUUCGGUCAGCCGAUAUUCCCUCGACUCGACGAACCGAGCGGAAUCGCAAAUCGUACGAGUAAAUCGUACAUCGUCCGUGGCGUGCAAUUAUCUCGCGGUUGGUCCACGAGGUCACAGGGGCGGUUCUUAACUGCGGUUCGCUUCGUUCCUCGCGUAGAUCCAUAUACCCUUAUAAAGGAUCACGUUUGUAAAUCAUAAAAUUCGCAGUUUCACACGCUCUCCACUUCGGCCAGCCCUUCUCCCUUUCGUUCCUCGUCUCGUUGGCGGAGGAGGAGAGCCCUCUCCGCGGGCUGCAAUUACCUGCAAUUUGUACUACGAACAGCGUAUACGCCAUCUUGUCUGUAUAUGUGACGCGAAGCGCAUGCAGAUGGCGUACAAACGCGCGGGAGAAACCGGCAGAAGCCUGGGGAACGAGGCGAAAAUGAAAGAGGAGAAGCUGUAGGACUUGAAACUAUACACGGUGGAGAAAGGAGGACGAACCGCUUAGAGAAACGAAGAAGAAAAGAGAGCGAAACGGGGCGCGGAGAGUGAAAGAGGGUGCAUGUUCCGCGCAGACGUUGCACGCCGGAGAAAAUCGUAGCGACCGCGUCGCUUUUCCAGUAUUUCCGUCCUAUUCCAUUUACGCCAUUUCGUAUUUUAUUUUCUGCUUGACCUUCUUUAUCUUUGUAAGAAAGUAUUGUAAUUUCUUAAAUUCGAAUACGUAAUCAACAUACGUACCCUUAAUGUUUGCCGUACGAAGGAAAGAAACAAAGAUGGAGAAGUGAGAAAAAUGAAUUACUCAAAUAAGCGUAGUUAGUAUCCACAGUCGGUUUAUAGAAUUUUCAUCGAUUCAAUUUAAUUACGUAUCUGAUUGUGCAUCUCUAUUAUACGAACGAAAUAUCGUUUCGAUGCGUUACGAAAAAUCGAUCAGAACGAAGUUUCACCGUGAUCAUUAAAUAAAACAUCGUUGUAACGAACGAAUUUUAAAUAAAUAAAACGUUACUUUUGUGUAUUUUUCUGACGAUGCUAUUUUUGUAUUCAAGAAAACAGAAGAAAAAUUGACGAAUAGAAAUGAUAGGUAUCUAUGAAAACGAACCGUGAUAACUACGUCAUAUAAUUGACGAGAUCAAGCAAUCAGCAUGUUAACUGAUCGACGAAUGGAUCUAAAGUUUGAUACUACUCAUCGUCAAGUGCAUGGAUCGCAUUUUCUCGUUUCUUCUUUCCUUUCUUUUCGUUGCUUGUGUACUGUUCGAUCUCUACGUACUGCGCGAUCACCGGUGUCCCGCAUAGUUUACUACGGCACUUACUUACUUCGUGUACUACGAAGAAAGACACUCGCGAUACUCUUGUCUGUUUACAACGCUAUGUCUUGCCAAUUAUAUACAUAUAUACAAGUCGCUUGUUGCUCGUGGGAACAAUUUUAUACGACAUCCAGAUGCCAAGGUUCGUGUUUUUCUCAUGUUCCGUCCAUGCUGGUGGAAUAUCAACCAACGUUUGUAAUCGAACGUAUAUAAUCGACGAACUUGGUUGAAGAACCGAAUAUCUAAUUUCGUAUAAAUAUAAGAUUCUGAAAAAGAAAUAUACAACAAAGCAGUUAGUUAAAAAAUAAAAUUUAAUAAAAAUAAUAAUAACAAAAUCUCUAUGUGAAAUCAGAUGACUGUAUCUUUUUUUGGAAGAUAAAAAUGUAUAGUACUUUGACGUUCGUUGUAUUUCGUUCAUUAUUCGAUUAUUUUCGCUCAGGUUUUUGGGUGUGAACGAAAGUCCGCGCGUGUAUAGACAAAGGGGAUCGUUUACGAAUGAACAGUCAGAUCAGUACAAUGUUGCUGCGUUCACGGCCGGUUUCACCUACAAAAUACAUUCACAGUCCAACGGCCAUGUUUUCGAAAUUACGUAUUCAUUUAUAUUUCGCGAUACGAAUGGUCGGAAACUCGAACCAAAUCACGACUCUUUCAUAGCCAGAUGCAUAGUAGUCUACAAUUUUCUCCGGAAACAUCGUUUUUAUCACGGAACACGAUCUGUUGCCUAAUAAAGGGAGAAGGGACCUUACGCAGCCAUAUUUUCGAUGGAACAUGAUACGAGUAUGAAAAUGCAAGGGGGAUCGGCAAUGGACUCGGCCGUUUCCAUCGAACCCUCGACCGCUCGGGACAGCACACGAGUUAACGAGCGUGCAGGAAAAUGGAGAAAAAUAUAGACGUCAACCGGAACGUGGACAUGGCUGACGAUGGUUAUCAACCACGGGUCAAGUGACCGAGAUGAAACGGAAGCGAAAACACUCACCGAAAAUCUCCGUCAUCCACGCUCGAGUUCGCCACAUAGGGGUCGUUAUCCGGCAGGGUGCGCGAAGAGGAGCAUAAAGAGAAGGAAGGGAGCGAAGAAAGGACCACUGAAAGAUAUACGAGAGAAGAAGAGGGCAGAGAGAUGAGGGAAAAGAGGGAGGUGUCGAUACCGGGCGUAACCCGUCGGUCUACCGCCUACCACAGCCUGAUAUGCGCUGCCAGAAGACGGCGUUGGCGUCCCAGGCCUCCGCCCACUGAAUACCACUUUGCCUGCCCGUUCGUUCUUUCCGCCAGCGAACGUUCGGAGCCUCUAUCAAGGCGUGGAAUAGUAGAGGGGAUUGCGAACACGACGGAAUAUCCCAGCGUCAGAUCGCAAGGGGACGCGAGUGUGCGCGCGUCGGCUCUGUGUUCGGCAGUUCCAUCGUUCCACCGGGUCAUCGUUUGCCGGUCUGUUCUCGUCUCAUUUCUUCGCGUACCGUUUCAUUUGAUCGGUGAGCUUGUUGCGAUUUUUUCUUCGUUAUAUUUGUACCACUCGUUUCAAAUCGUAGUCGUUCUCGACUACGUUUGUUUGCUACGAUGCGGAACAACGUCGAUGGCGAGUUCCCUGUGUAGUCACGAAAUUGGUACCAGUCAUAGUCUGUCUUUGUCACGUUUGUGGAGUCUUGCGAACGCACCCGCUUACCGCGUGUCCUGUUCCUUUUCCCUGGUUUCACCCCUCCAAACCCGGCUACGAGUCUUUUCUUUUCCCCUUCUCCUUUCUUCGAUCUGUCCUUUCUUCCUUCUUCCUUAGAGGAUAGUCCCUUUUGGUAACGCAGAGUGCGCGCAUUACCACUGCAUCGCACACAACACUGGGCAACACGUAGGCGAAGUGUACGCGUGCGCGCUCUUCCCUCGUAAACUUUCCACUUUUUUUUUUCUCCACUGUGUAGUGUGUUGUGUAUCGGCUGCGAGACGACUUGGGCGUUUGCGAUAGAAAACUCGCGCGCAUGUUAGCCAUCAGCGCGCCGCGUGUGUUUCUUUUGCUUUAGUGACAGAACAGAUUUACGUCGUUUAUCCAGGAACGCCCACGAUCUACUAAGACAACGUCGAUCAAGUUUAUCUUCCAUUGGAAAUUGGAAUUGGUUGGUAUUGUGAAUUUUUGUGUAAAAACAGCGAACGUUUCCUUGCACUACACAAACGUAUCAACCAAAGGCAUGAACACGUAUUCGCGUUGUUUCGAUUACAGUGUUUCUUCGCGGUGUCGGUGAGACGUACUUCGAACUCUGUUACUUUUCACCGGUAACGUGACACUUACCGACGGAGCCGAUAUCAAUUCGUUUGUUUCGCGUCACGUGCGAUUGGUGUGUAUCGAGGAUAAAAAUCGUACUUGCGAUCGUGCGCGCGGCUCGUUUCACGUCGUGAUCUCGUUUGCUUCGUAAACGGUGUUAAACGAGAGCGAACCAUCGGUUCCUCCUUUUCUCUUUGUAUUUUGGCAGCGUGUUCUGCUGUGGCCGUGUCACUCGUGUCGUGAGCGACCGCGUUGCGGUAAAACAGUCAAAAUUCGGGUGAAGAACAGAGAACCGUUGCCAUCCUACGCGAUGGAAAUGAGCGACGAGUAUCAGGACAUGGGAAAUCCCGGAGGAGGGGUAGCGAUGGUAAACAUACCUAUUACCCAUCACCAACAUACGCCUGAUAGUCCAUUGUCGCAUCAGGAGGAGGAUUUGUCGGAUCCAGACCUUCAGGACGAAGAGAGCGGCGAAGAAUUACCUCAGCAACCACUUCAGGGUAACACGCACUCGUCGUCGGAUAAUGCAUCCGCGCAGGCUAGUACACCUACUCCGUUAACACACUUGAACAGCCUUAUGGGUGCACACCAUCCGCACUUUCUGACGAAGCUGAAAAUGGAGGCAGCCGAUGUGGAUGCAUUAACCAAUAAAAGCGGAUUAGAAGCGUUGCAAGUUGCCAUGAGUGGAGCUGGAUUCAAUCUACCAUUUUCGUUUCCACCACCUGCAGCGUUCCUAACGCCGCAGCACCAUUCGCAAAACAAUCAUCAACAAGCGAAUAGUGCUAUCGUGAGCGGCAUCGGAAAUCAAAUGACAUCAUCGGCCAGUUCACAUUCCAGCGAAUCAUCACAGGGUAGCGGUAGAAACGGCGGAGAGCCUCGCGAGACUAGCAAUCAUUCGCAGAGUAACUCGACGGGCACGAAUCACCAGCAACAGACCAGCUGGAGCUUCGAAGAGCAGUUCAAACAGGUGCGUCAGCUCUAUGAGAUUAACGACGAUCCAAAAAGGAAAGAGUUUCUGGAUGAUCUCUUUAGCUACAUGCAGAAACGAGGAACACCGAUCAAUCGACUACCAAUAAUGGCAAAAUCUGUGCUUGAUCUAUACGAGCUGUAUAAUUUAGUGAUUGCUCGGGGCGGACUCGUAGACGUAAUCAACAAGAAGCUCUGGCAGGAAAUCAUCAAAGGUCUCCAUCUGCCAUCAAGUAUCACUUCCGCCGCGUUUACUCUACGCACCCAGUACAUGAAAUACCUGUAUCCGUACGAGUGCGAGAAGAGACGUCUAUCAACACCGGCGGAAUUGCAAGCGGCGAUCGACGGCAAUCGUCGGGAGGGACGUCGAAGCAGUUACGGGGCAUACGCGACGAGCAGCAGCACGACGAGCGAAAGUCUCGUGCAGAGGAACCCCCACACACCCAACUCGCUCGCGUUGCACGCGCAAAUGUCACCGUUAUCGUUGGUGACAGCGGUAGCGGCUGGUGGUCAACACCAUGGACCGCAAUCGCUGGUGAAUGGAAGCGCCGCGCACACACCCUUACCCCACCAUCCACAUCAUCCGCAACAUUCUCAGGGAAUAGCAGGCCAAUCAAAUGCAGAACUGCAGUUUCUCUUCCCCUCGAUAAUAUUUCCAGGACCUAUUCCUGGGAUGGCACCAUCCGAGUUCGAGGCACGCAUGGUCGAGUACGUAAAACUAUUAAACAAAGAGCUUAGAAGUGCCGGUGGUAGUACACCGCCGCCCGUAAUUCAUCGACAAGAUAGCGCGUCACCUCCACCUUCGACACCACCGAGGGAUGGCGCGUUCAGCGCUCUGGAAAUGUCCCGACUGACCUUGUGGAAUAUGUACAACAACAAUACUCUAUACCCAGGAAUGGCUCAUCAACCGCCCAUGUCACCACAGACCUCACACUCACCGGUACCUGCACUUCCCAGUCCUGAACCUCAAAGGGAGGCUCUUGACCUUGGACUCAGGUCAUCGCCCGUAUGCUUAUCACCACUAAGGCAAAGUUCACCGUCUUCGGGAGGUAGCAUGCAAAUAAAGAAAGAUCAAGAUUUAAAUACUACACCUGGACCUCCACCAGCAAAAAGAUUACUUUCCGAAGACGAGAGUCCGGUGGAGAAGAGUGCAACGGUCGCUACCGGCACGCACAUUAAAAUUUCCAAUCGAGGAGAUGGAAGAAACGGUGAUAAUUCCUUAGUAGUCAGUAUGGAGCUAAAUGGAGUGAUGUAUCAAGGUGUUUUAUUCGCUCAAAGUGACAGUAGGACCACGAACAAUACACCAACAUGCAGCAACAACAAUUCGAAACCGUCUCGAAGUGUGGUUUCGUGAAUGCGCAACGAUUAAGGAACAUCAGCCUAUCACGUUGUCUUGAUACUUGAUGAUUAUCUACAUAUAACAAGAAUAAUAGCCUAUAUUACGAACGAAGCAGUCUGCCAUGAUCAAACUUCAUUUUUCUUCGACUACUAUAAUUUACAUUCGCUAACUCGAUUUCUCGUUUACUUGUAUCAUGCGCGAAUACCUGCUAAGUUCCUAGAAAUUGUAUAAAUAUAUAUGAUACGUGAAUUAAUCAUGAUGACGAUAGGCUGCUUGGAUGAUGAUAUUGUGAAUGGUUAUUGUGUGAAUAGAGUACGUAUGAUUUGUGUGCAAUGAAAAGAUAUUGUCUUUUUAAUUAUAUAUCUUUAUAUUUUGCGGUUUCUUUCGUUCGAUGGGAACCUUCUCGGCGUAUCGUUCGCCGCAAAUCUCGCAUUGUCUUUCCUUUCGUUCAACCUUAAUAAUAUAAUUAAAAAAUGGAACAAAAAAAUAGACAAGAUAGUACAUAUUUGUAAGGGUGAACUAGAACGGAAAGUAUCUGCGAGAAAGAACAUGUGUUAAUUUCUGAUAGAACUCUUUUUUCUUGUUAAGCACAGAAGUUCUCUUUCCAAAAUUUGUUCUUUAUAUUUGCAAAAGAAAUCCUUAUAUUUGGCUAGUGCUGUCCAGUCAAGAUCAUUUGCAGAAUGCUUUCUACUUCACAAACUCUACAAAUAUAUAUUAUUUUUUCAUCGAAUCUCCUACGGAUAUUUUAUAGCAUUUUAAAUCAGCACGUGUACAUUUGUUUUUAUCAGGAUUAUCAAUACGAUGUCAUUGCAAAUGUAGAACCUAGGUGUGUAUGCAUGUGUAUAUACAAAUAUACUAUAUAUAUACAUACGAAUACAUAUAUAUAUAUGUAUAUAUACAUGUGUACACCGACGUAAGUGCGUGCGUAGACAAUUGUCCAUCUUGUCACCCGUCUGUUAAGUGUACAUAAUCAUUCGAAUAUAUUUUGCCUUCCGUAAGAGAGAACUAGAGCGAGAAAAAGGAACAGAGUUCAGUGCGAUCUAUUAAAAAAAGAAACGUUAAUAUUAUAAUUAUUUUAUUAUUAUUAUUAUUAUUAUUAUUAUUAUUAUAAUCGUAUUAUUAUUAUUAACGACACUAUUAUAAUUAUUAUUAUCGUCAUCAUUAGAUGUAGAAUUUUUAUUUUUUUUCAUUUUUUUUUUUUUUUUUUUGUGACAGCUAGGCUCUUUGACAAAAAAGAAUCUGGCGGUAAAAGUUCAUGAUCGUUCGCUUUUCAUUCAGAUUCUUUUAUAUGAUUCUUUCGUGAAUGGCCUUCACGAAAUAGAACGAAGGGUAAAGCAAAUUAUCGCUGCCCGUUUCUUCAUUUUUACUCUACACUAUCGCGUUGUUUUCUUUAUUUCAUACUAACUGCGCAAAAGGUACGAGCGUUUACUACAAAAGCAUUUAGCGGCGUAUCAUCCGAAUGUUUGAUCCGUUCGCACCAUUUCGCACCUUUGCCGUUGACUCACCCGUCGUUAAAAUUUUUAAAUCUCCUUUUUUUUUUUAACGAUGGGUAAGGAUGUUUUUCGAUGUCUGCUACGGCCAGUUCGAUAACAAUACCGCAGUCAAGUAACUAUAAAACACUGAACACCCACGAAUCGAUCUAUAAAUAUAUAAAUAUAGCAAUGUCUACAUAAUGCUUAGUACGCAACGCGCAGGAAAAAAAUCAUACAGGAUUGAAACGUAUAUCCUUUGUAGAAGACAAGUGUAUUCGUAACGCAGUCAGGACUAAAAUAAAACCAUCCGUAGUAAUAGUUGUUAGGAUAAAGACGUAGCGGAGGUAAGAUAUUAGAGAAUAAUCCGCGCAACAAUAAUACAAAGGACGUAGGAUAGAUCUGGAAAGAGAUUUUGCGAACGAUUUAUCGACGAUUUCUAAAACGAUAGCAGAAAAUGACAUAACAAUGAUCGGUUGAUCUAAGAAUCUGCAUAUUAAUAAUGAUGCAGGCGAAGAAAUGAAGAUGUUUUAUUGUUUAUAGAUUGAAUAUUAGCCAAAAAGACUGUUAUAUAAAAUAUAUAUAGGAUAGAAAUAAUUUCUUAUUACCAUUAUUAAGAGCGAUAUUAUUGUCAUCGUCAAUAUUAAUAUUACGACUAUAUAGCUAUUAUUCCUAUUACUACUAUUAGUAUUAUUCAGAUAUUUACUAUUAUCAUCUUGUUAUGACGUAAUAGCAAGUAACGGUUCUAAUAAAA
Bombus pyrosoma is the source of this 9402-nucleotide messenger RNA. It is a transcript of the gene retn, whose product is annotated as protein dead ringer. The transcript has 11 exons. Gene Ontology annotation, molecular function: DNA binding. The record is from RefSeq and is a predicted model, not a curated record. Gene Ontology annotation, cellular component: nucleus. Lineage: Eukaryota; Metazoa; Arthropoda; Insecta; Hymenoptera; Apidae. The coding region runs from base 5188 to 7194 and encodes 668 amino acids. Gene Ontology annotation, biological process: regulation of transcription by RNA polymerase II.